Periophthalmus magnuspinnatus is the source of this 3387-nucleotide messenger RNA. RefSeq names its product myotubularin 1 (gene mtm1). Gene Ontology annotation, cellular component: plasma membrane. Gene Ontology annotation, biological process: dephosphorylation; muscle cell cellular homeostasis; mitochondrion distribution. Gene Ontology annotation, molecular function: phosphatidylinositol-3,5-bisphosphate 3-phosphatase activity. The coding region runs from base 143 to 1963 and encodes 606 amino acids. The record is from RefSeq and is a predicted model, not a curated record. Lineage: Eukaryota; Metazoa; Chordata; Actinopteri; Gobiiformes; Gobiidae. The transcript has 16 exons.
CAAUUUGACAAGCAGCCAAUCCGCGCCAUGACAGUGUGACACGUGAUACAGAGCGAGUUCCGACUGUGGCUUGGGGGAAACAGAUCGACAUUCAGCCACGGGAGAAACGCACUUUGCGGCCUGUGGAAGUGCCUCCUGAGUGAUGGCCUCACCCGUGUCUGUCUACAACUCCAACUCCUUGGACACACACAUCUCUAGCGUGUCCAGAGACUCUCUAAAGAUGGAGCCAGUCACUGAUGUGUCGCUGCUGCCUGGGGAGGACGGGGUCAUAGAGAAAGAAGUCAUCUACAUCUGUCCAUUCAACGGCCCGGUCAAAGGCAAAGUGCUCAUCACCAACUACAGACUCUACUUCAGGAGCUCAGACGCGGAUUUAACCGUAACGCUAGAUGUUCCUCUGGGUGCUAUCAGUCGAGUGGAGAAGAUGGGCGGUGCUUCAAGUCGGGGAGAGAACUCGUAUGGCCUAGACAUCACCUGCAAGGACAUGAGGAAUCUCAGGUUUGCGUUGAAGCAGGAGGGUCACAGCAGGAGAGACAUCUUCGAUUUUCUUUUUAGACUUGCCUUUCCUCUCUCACAUGCACUGCCUCUAUUUGCCUAUGUAACACAGGAGAAGUAUGAGGAGAAUGGCUGGAAUGUCUAUAAAGCCAUGGAUGAGUUGAGGCGGCAGGGAUUACCCAAUAACAAGUGGCGCAUUACCUUCAUCAAUAAGAACUAUGAGCUGUGCGACACCUACCCCACCGUGUUGGCUGUUCCAUACAAAAGUAAAGAGGAGGAUCUGAGGAGAGUGGCAGCCUUCAGGUCGAGGUCUCGUAUACCGGUUUUGUCCUGGAUCCAUAGGAAAAACCAGGCGGUAAUCGUGCGCUGCAGUCAGCCUCUGGUCGGGAUGUCCGGCAAGAGGAACAAAGAUGAUGAGAGAUAUCUGGAGAUGAUCAGAGAGGCCAACGAUACACCGAAACUCACAAUAUACGAUGCUCGACCCAGUGUCAAUGCUGUGGCCAACAAGGCCACUGGUGGAGGUUACGAGGGGGACGAGUAUCAAAACGCAGAACUCGUAUUCCUGGAUAUCCAAAACAUUCAUGUCAUGAGGGAAUCUCUGAAGAAGCUCAAAGAUAUCGUCUAUCCCAAUGUAGAGGAGUCUCACUGGCUCUCAAGUCUGGAGUCUACGCACUGGCUUGAACAUAUCAAGCUGGUGUUGUCAGGAGCCAUCCAGGUGGCAGACAAAGUGUCCACAGGGAACUCUGUGCUGGUGCACUGCAGUGACGGCUGGGACCGGACUGCACAGCUCACCUCUUUGGCCAUGCUCAUGCUGGACAGCCACUAUCGCACGCUCCGAGGGUUUGAGGUGCUAAUUGAAAAAGAGUGGAUCAGCUUUGGACACAAAUUUGCCUCGAGGAUAGGUCAUGGGGACAAGAACCAUGCUGACCAGGACCGAUCCCCCAUCUUUGUGCAGUUCAUCGAUUGUGUGUGGCAAAUGACCAAACAGUUUCCCACAGCCUUUGAGUUCAAUGAGCGCCUCCUGUUGACCAUCCUGGAUCACCUGUACAGCUGCAGGUUUGGGACGUUCCUCUAUAACUGUGAGAGCGCUCGGGAUCAACAUGAAGUCCGGAUCAAAACGGUGUCUCUUUGGUCCCUGGUCAACAGUAAAACAGACUUUUAUCUAAACCCCUUCUACACCCCAGAACCCAACAUGGUUCUCUGUCCUGUUGCCAGCAUGCGCCACCUAGAGCUUUGGGUAUCAUACUACAUCCGGUGGAAUCCACGCAUAAGACAACAGCAGAGCCCAGUGGAGCAGCGCUACAGAGAGCUCCUGGCCCUCCGAGAUGAGUACUUGAAGAAACUGGAGGAGCUUCAGCUGUCUGAUUCCAGCCCUGCACCGCGAGUGGCCAACAGCACCACCCCCAACACGCCCUCCUCCAACUCCUCCACGCCUUCACAGCACUGCACCCACCUCCAAACGCACUUCUGAGGGUUCUUAAUGUCCCUUAUGUCGCCUGCACACAGGGAGUACCCGGCUGUGGGGAACUAGGAAUGCUUAUAGUUAGUUUGGUUAACGCCUAACACCCAAGUGGUGCUAGUGGUGAUUAUGCAAUAUGUCACACUAUAGCCUUGUCUCAUGACGUUCCUUUACACUCAUCUACAGUGAAGCCUUAAAGACGUUUGGCGUGUUCCGUAAAAGGGCUUUAACUUGGAACGGAGCACUGUACUGUACACAACAGGAACAAACAGGUUUACUAAUCCGCCCAGCUUUCCUCCCUUUAACUGUCUGUCUACAAUGAGUCAGCCAACAACUCGUCACAGCAGGGCCACCGCUGCUUUCAGGGACGCUCAGUGAAAAUCAGGGCUUUUUCUUGAAUUAGACACACCAGGCAGAGUGGCUGAAUAGUAGGGUAGAACAUGCAACAUAAACGUGCUGCUGCUUUCAUGUGGCCCUCAGACUGUGACAAAAUCAUGUGUGUAGAGUUCAUUCCCUUGAUAAGCAAUGCAUAUUAGUGGGCUACUUUUGACAAAUGAUAUAGUUUAAUUACCAAAUGUCAACACAUUUUCAAGUGCUUUUCUUGACAUAAAAACAUGUCUUGCCAGAUGCUCUGUUGAUCAGGGCAUUUAUAAAAGAAAAAGGGCAGGUACCUAACUUGGAUGAGCCACCUCUAACUGUCACAGGGUACAUUUAGCCAAUCAGAGGAUGUUGUUUUUAAUCGUUGCUGCAGAACUGCCUCUAGUGGUCCAAAGGAAAUACACAUUUAGGAGCGCAUGAGGGACACAUGAAUGUUGCUUCACCAUUGUGUUUUGAUAAACUGAAAUGGAAUUUGUAUUUAGCCUGUGCAAUUAACUGACUAAAAUUACUAGUGCUUUCAGGAGUUCAUGUGGCCAAUGUCCUACGCACCUUGCAACACAACUCCUAAGACCUUUCCAUACUGCUGCUUUACUUUUAAACUAAAUCUAAAGGAAUUUAAGGACUCUAGUGUAACGGCUACUGUCCCAGCGUUGGAGGCUUGUCCCCAACUACAUGUAAAUAGCACUUGAUUUAGAUUUUUUUUUUUUGACAGAAUGGUCUAUUGGUGAUUUGAAGUUGACUGGUUUUACUCUCUGCUGUCACCUCAACUCACCUAAGCAGUAUUUUUCUAACCUUUCUAAGCUAAGCUCCAAAACUGUUCAUAAACUAUGAGCUUGUUGGACAUUUUGGUGCGUUUUAGGUGCUCGAGGUAGUAUAUAGGGAAAUGACGUGGUGUUUGCCUCUGAUCCUGCUUGAUUUGAAGUGUUUUUGUUUUGUUUUUCCACUCGCAAAUGUCAAUAACGUUAAACAUGCCAAGAAUACAAAACAUCUAAAUUGACUGUUAACAUAGGAUAGUAUUUGGCAUGUUUUCAUUCAUAAUAACAAUUGAAAUAUUUUCA